This is a messenger RNA of Carlito syrichta (Philippine tarsier), 1164 nucleotides long. RefSeq names its product involucrin (gene IVL). Bases 1 to 1164 code for a protein of 387 amino acids. NCBI's taxonomy places the organism in Eukaryota, Metazoa, Chordata, Mammalia, Primates, Tarsiidae. The record is from RefSeq and is a predicted model, not a curated record. The transcript has a single exon. Gene Ontology annotation, cellular component: cornified envelope. Gene Ontology annotation, biological process: keratinocyte differentiation.
AUGUCCCAGCAGGAAACACUGCCAGUGACCCUCCCCCCUGCCCUCAGUCAGGAACUCCUCAAGACGGUUCCUCCUCCGGUCAAUACCCAGCAGGAUCAAAUGAAGCAGCCGACUCCAUCGCCUGCCCCAUGCCAGAAGGGGCCCUCCGAACUCCCAGUGGAGAAGCACCCAGAUCCUGUAAAGCAGGUGCCCGAGCAAGAAUGUGAGCCACAGCAGCAGGACCACCAGGAGCCAGAACUGCAGCUGGGAAGGAAGCAGCAGGAGCCACAGGAGCAAGAAGUGCACCCAGGAAAGCAGCAGCAGAAACCACAGGAACAAGAAGUGCAUCUGGGAAAGAAACAGGAGCCACAGGGACAGGAAGUGCACCUGGGAAAGCAGCAACAAAAAACACAGGAACAGGAAGUGCAUCUAGGAAAGCAGCAGCAGGAGUUGCAGGAGCAGGAAGUGCACCUGGAAAAGCAACUGCAGGAGCAGGAAGUGCACCUGGAAAAGCAACUGCAGGAGCAGGAAGUGCACCUGGAAAAGCAACUGCAGGAGCCGCCAGAGCAGGAAUUGAACUUGGGAAAGCAGCAGCAGGAACCUCAGGAGCAGGAAGCGUACCUGGGAAAGCAGCAGCAGGAGCUGCCGGAACCUCAGGACCCAGAAUUGCACCUGGGAAAACAGCAGCAAGAGCCUCAGGAGCAGGAAGUGCACCUGGAAAAGCAACAAGAGGCUCAGGAGCAGGAGUUGCACCUGGGAAAGCAACAGCAGGAGUCUCAGGAGCAGGAACUGCACCUGAGAAAGCUUCAGCAGGUGCCUCAGGAGCCUCAGGACCAGGAAUUGCACCUGGGAAAGCAACAGCUGGAGCUGCAGGAGCAGGAAGUACACGUGGGAAAGCAAUUGCAGGAGCCUCAGGAGCAGGAACUGCACCUGGGAAGGGAGCAGCAGGAGCUGCAGGAGGAGGAAGUGCACCUGGGAAUGAAGGAAGAGCAAAUGUUGAAGCACUUGGAGCAGCAGGAGGGGCAGCUGGAGCAGCAGGAGGGGCAGCUGAAGCAGCCUGUAUGUAUCCCAACACCUGGUCAGAUCCAAGACAUCCAGCCAGCCCAGCCCCCAAAGGGAGAAGUCUUGCUCCCCACAGAGAAGCAGCAGAAGCAGGAGGUACAAUGGCCACUCAAACAAGAAUAA